AUGGAAGUAGAUCAUAACGAAGAUAUGUAUUCAAUGCAUAACAGUGACUUGAGUGCUCAUGCUGAUGAUAGAAACUACCGUCAGUUGGAGGAAAGAUUGAAAGCUGUAGAGGGACAAGGUGUUUUAGGGAUGGACAUUACUGACCUGGGACUGAUUCUAGGGGUAAGGGUUCCACCUAAAUUCAAGGUUCCUAUCUUCGACAAGUAUACUGGUACAACUUGUCCAAAGACGCAUGUUAGAGCUUAUUACCGCAAGAUGUCUGCUUACUCUGAAGACGAGAGGCUGCUAGUGCACUUUUUCCAAGAUAGCCUAGCUAGGGCAUAUUUGGAAUGGUAUAUGUACUUGAAGAGAACGUACAUUAGAAAAUGGAGGGAUUUAGUGGAAGCAUUUGUGAAGCACUACCAAUACAAUAUUGAUAUGGCAUCAAAUAUGACCCAAUUGCAAAGUCUGACUCAGGGUCAAAAUGAACCAUUCAAGGAAUAUGCUCAGAAGUGGCGUGAGCUAGCUGCUAGAGUUCAACCUCCAUUGAUGGAGAGAGAACUGGUUAACAUGUUCAUGGGUACCUUACAAGGUCCUUAUUAUGACAGAAUGGUGGGUAGCACGUCCACUGGUUUUUCCGAGUUGGUAAUGGCUGGAGAGAGGAUUGAAGUUGGUCUCAAAAUGGGAAAGAUUCAGUCAGCCAAUGCUGGUAGUUCUGCAAGUGGAGUUGGUAAGAAUUUGUUUAGUGGUUACCCGAAGAAGAAGGGUGAAUCAAGCGCUGCUUAUGCUCAGAGGAGCAGAGAAAGACAACCAUACCAACCACAACAUCAAUAA
Molecule: messenger RNA, 813 nt
Organism: Lathyrus oleraceus (garden pea)
Lineage: Eukaryota; Viridiplantae; Streptophyta; Magnoliopsida; Fabales; Fabaceae
Exons: 1
Coding region: 1-813 (270 amino acids)
Source: RefSeq, a predicted model, not a curated record